Hermetia illucens (black soldier fly) is the source of this 1206-nucleotide messenger RNA. RefSeq names its product odorant receptor 94b-like. The transcript has 3 exons. Lineage: Eukaryota; Metazoa; Arthropoda; Insecta; Diptera; Stratiomyidae. Bases 756 to 1145 code for a protein of 129 amino acids. The record is from RefSeq and is a predicted model, not a curated record. Gene Ontology annotation, cellular component: plasma membrane. Gene Ontology annotation, biological process: sensory perception of smell; detection of chemical stimulus involved in sensory perception of smell. Gene Ontology annotation, molecular function: olfactory receptor activity; odorant binding.
UCUGAGUGUCCUCGGUAUCUGGCCGAUGAAGGACAAAGUUUGCUGGGCUUCGUUUAAACUUUUUGGUGUCAUGAGUAUAUGUGUGUCGGGUACUUUGCUGAUAAUCACGGAUGGUUUCAAACAAACGAAAUUAUCUAAAAUCUUUAUUAAUACCUUGUAUGCUACUAACAGCUUUCUUACCUUGUUCAAGGCAGUGAUUUUGUACAAAAAAUCCAAUCAAAUCGAAUUAUUCUUACUAAAGAUGGAUAAGAUACCUUUUUUCCCAGCACCAGAUGAGAGGACGACUAAAGAUUUGAUAACGAAACGGAUUGAACGUCUACGGAAACUACUUUGCAUGUUAUUUGCAUCAGUUGUAGUAUACUCACUGAGCCGUUGAUAACCCUCAAAAUCACAGAAGCUCGCCCCAUUUCUAUUUGGUAUCCUUUCGAAUGGAAGGGUAAAUUGUAUCUGUGUCUGAUCCUAUACUUAUAUGAAGGUGCUCUCGCUAUUUGUUUCGCAACUACCUUAGUAUCUAUAGAUACGUUUCUUGGGAGUGUUCUUCAGAUAAUUGGUGGCCAGCUCGAGUCCUUAGGAUAUCGAUUGAGAAGCUUGCCUACGGAUAAUGGAAAUAUCUGGCGAAUCGAAUUAAAAAAAUGUGUUGAGGAAUACCACCAAAUAUAUCUGUAUGUCACUCAAAAUUUAACUAAAAGAUUAAUUGGAUUAAUUGAUAAUCUAUCGCUCUUUUAAUCUAUAGGCUUUGUAAAAAAUUUGAAGAAAUGUUCUCAACCAUGAUAUCUUUUCAAGCGAUGUUCAGUUGCUUAAUGAUAUGUUUGAGCGGUUAUGCACUUAUUCGGGCUCGAACUUCAGAAGAUUCCAUACGUUUUUUCUUCUUUUUCCUGGGCAUGCUUUACGAAGUCUUCUUUCCAUGCUAUGCAGGAAAUGAGGUUGUAGAAAAGUCAGAGGAGCUCUUAUUUAAUUUAUACUCAUCUAAUUGGCCAGAACUAGAUACACAUUCCAAGAAAAUGCUACUCACUUUUAGUAUUAGACUGAAUGAUCCAAUCAUAAUAAAGUUCGGAUUCAUCAAAAGACUACGACUCAGAACAUUCACGGAGGUCGUGGAUAUUUCAUAUAAAAUAUACGCCGUACUUCAACGAACGCAAAAAUAGGAGAAAUGAAAAACAGAGCAGUUUCUAGGGCGUUAUGCAAGUAGAAAUUUAAUAGAAAGGC